AUGGUAACCCCAGUUGCUCCAGUCACUGCGCCUCCAGAGCUCCCGGGCUAUGUGUCCACGCCGGGCCUUGACGAGUUUUUCCAAGAGCUUGUUGGGGAAGAGAAAAGUAGCCGCUAUGAUCGUCGGGUUCCUGAUCGACUUAAUCGCCUCGAUAGCCGGGUUUCGAUCGAAACGGCACAGGAGGACGAGUACCUUGAUCCGACUGGCAUGCUGAACAAUAGCGUGGCUGAAACGCUGUCAAGGAGACAGGCCAACGCGAAUUGCCUUCUUUCCUCUGGCUGCUUCUCCAAGAGGGACCGCCAGAGAUGCAUUACGUUGCUAGAUUUGGGUAAUUCGGAAGACGCGAUGGAGGUGAAAAUAUCAGUGGAAGUCGGGGCCUCAGAGUCGUUGGCUUCCAUCGAUUCGUUGCCCAGGUGCGAGUCGAGCAGCACUUUUGCAAGUCAAUUUCUCCGCUCGCCGUCGAGGCGGACGAAUGUCCGACAGCUCUUCAAUCCGACUACGACAGGUAGUAUGGUGCAGGGGCAGCACAUGGAGCUCAUCAAGAUCGUGAACGAGAUUUUCGCGACGCCCCCGACGGUGGGAUUGAGAAGAGGCGAUGAUCAUCGCAGCGAUCCAUCCCAGAACAUGUUGCUGGCUAGCACCGCAACGGUUGAGUGCUGCUGGCGCUGGAGCAAGCUGCGGAUGGCCGCCAGGAGACUGCAAGGUAAUACUCUGGUGACGUGGUUGUACCUGUCGCUGACGAUAUAUGCCUUGCUCGGCCCUGACUUCGUAGACUACCUGGGACAUAAGUCUUUAACGACUCCUUUGUCCAUCAUCAACUCCAUCGUGUUCCUGUGGCGGAUUUGCCGUUGA
Molecule: messenger RNA, 852 nt
Organism: Prorocentrum cordatum
Lineage: Eukaryota; Dinophyceae; Prorocentrales; Prorocentraceae
Source: the annotation of a GenBank genome assembly